This is a messenger RNA of Odontomachus brunneus, 1929 nucleotides long. RefSeq lists its product as uncharacterized. The transcript is spliced from 2 exons. NCBI's taxonomy places the organism in Eukaryota, Metazoa, Arthropoda, Insecta, Hymenoptera, Formicidae. The record is from RefSeq and is a predicted model, not a curated record. The coding region runs from base 73 to 1092 and encodes 339 amino acids.
UUACAGCGUGUAGCGUUAGUUGACAACGUGCUCCGAUUACAAGUAGUUUUAUUACGUUUUUUGUGUGUAAACAUGCCGAAUGUAAAUAAAAAAGGUUGUAGAGGAGGUAAUCCAUCAAGAAACCGGAAAAGAAAGUUUGAAGGUAAUCAGUUCACUGCAGAGUGUGAAACGGAGUUUGUUAGCACGUCGGCGAAGAAAUUGAACGAUGCAAAUUACGACGAAGUUAUCAUUGACAUGAAGGCCAACUACGUUAUUUUGCACUUUUUAAAUGUUUUCUCAUUUAUAAGCACAUUCGUGAAGUGUACAAAUUGUGGCAGUGAUAUAAAAUUUUUAAAAACUAACGGUGCUGGUGUUGCUUUUAAGUUAGUUGCCCAGUGCUCUUGCUCAAAUCGUUCGUGCGAUUCCAGUCAAACUAUAAACCGUUUUUCUGAAAUUAACCGUCGCCUAAUAUUUGCCGUACGAAUGCUAGGAGGAGGCCUUCAAAGUCUGAAAAUGUUCUGUGGGAUUUUAGAUAUAACGUUUUCGUUUAGUAAUAAUAUUUACUAUACUUUCCUCGACAAUUUGCACGCGGCAUCGAAAACUCUUUUCGAAAACUUCCAAAAGAAAGCUGUUAAAGAAGAGAUUAGUGAAAAUACAGCAGCUGAAAAAGAGCCUUUGAAUUUAACUGUUUCAGGAGACGGUUCGUGGAAGAAAAGAGGUUUUUCAUCACUGUUUGGUCUUGCUACAUUGAUAGGAAAGUACACAAAUAAAGUUUUAGAUGUUAUUGUUAAAUCCUCUUUUUAUCAAAGUUGUGCCAAUUGGAAAUCAAAAAAAGGUACGAUUGAAUAUAAUUUGUGGAAGGAAAGUCACGAAGAAGUGUGUUCUGCUAAUUACCAAGGAAGUUCUGGCAAAAGGGAGGUUGAUGCAAUGAAGGAAAUGUUUGCCCGCUCAAAAGAGUUGCUUGGCGUGCAAUAUGAAUUUUAUAUUGGCGAUGGCGAUACGAAAACAUUCAAGGCUCUUCAAGAUUUGAAUCCUUACGAUGACAUUACGGUGAAAAAAAAGAAUGUGUUGGACACGUGCAAAAGAAAAUGGGAACUCGGCUUCGUGGUGUGAAGAAGAUCACAAAGGGCCUUUGCGGGAAAGGUGCCGGAAAAUUAACCGACAAAGUUAUUGCAGAUUUGACUAUUUAUUACGGUUUGGCAAUUAGGAGACAUCCCAAUUCUGCAAAGAAUGCUGAAGAAUGCUGUGUGGGCCGUAUAUUAUCAUAACGUUUCAAGUGAUGAAAAUCCGCAGCACAUGUACUGCCCUGAAGGCAAAGAUAGUUGGUACAAGUGGCGUGUCGCCGAGGCCUACGGCACUUUGAAAUCAUUCAGACACAAGCCUCCUUUAAUAGACAAAGUGAUGCUAUUAAACCCGUUUUUGAAGCUUUAUCUUCAGACGAUUUAAUGGAACGGUGUACCGGCGGUAACACACAAAAUUCAAAUGAGUCCGUCAACGCCUGCGUGUGGAAACUAGCACCCAAACAUUUGCACAGUGCUGCCAAGACCAUUGAAAUUGCCACUUACAUUGGAGUGUCUCUUUUUAAUGAAGAGUACGUAAUCAUUUUAAAAAUAAUGGAAUUAUUGGGAAUCGCCAUUGGUCUUCAAGCUCGGAACUUUGUCCAGAUAACUGAUGACAAGCGGAUUGCAGCAGCUGAAAAAAGUAUGUCAGACGGCGCAAGAGCAGCUGCAUCAGCGAAAAAAUCCGAAAAAACUUUCCAAAUGGAGCAGUAUGAAGUCGAGGAAGGAUUGUUGUACGGGCCUGGAAUUGCUGAUUAGCCAAAAGAUAACCAGUGCUACAGUGCCGCCCACUUGGAUACUUUUUUUUGAGGUGGCCAUAUAUCAGUAUAAAUAAACAAUUAUUAUUAUAUUUUUUACGAAAAAAAAUUUUUUUACAUACUUUAAGACCUAC